Molecule: messenger RNA, 3926 nt
Organism: Megalobrama amblycephala (Wuchang bream)
Lineage: Eukaryota; Metazoa; Chordata; Actinopteri; Cypriniformes; Xenocyprididae
Product: probable myosin light chain kinase DDB_G0271550
Exons: 11
Coding region: 341-2125 (594 amino acids)
Biological process (GO): lipid transport; protein phosphorylation; lipoprotein metabolic process
Cellular component (GO): extracellular region
Molecular function (GO): protein kinase activity; lipid binding; ATP binding
Source: RefSeq, a predicted model, not a curated record
UAUGCCGGAGAAAACACCCUUAAAGCCCAUUAACCAUCAGAUGCACCUGAACGAGCAACCUUGGCUGUUUCAUGAGUUCAUUAAGUCACGUGAUUUUUUGCAAACGGGUGGGCAAGCAAUACAAUGCUAGAGGAGUGAAAGCUUUGUAGAGUGAGACAAAAGAAACAGGUUUUGCUGCCCAAAUGUAUAAACGACUUUAAGAAAAAAGUCCAAAGAUGAGUAGCCAUCCAGCGUACUUCAAAUAGAGACAUAGAGAUAGCCUAUAAGAGAAAGAAAAAGAAAUCAAGACCUAAUGUUUCAGAUCUAAAUGUGACCCUGGACCACAAAACCAGUCAUAAGGAUGGCUCAGUAUCACAGACUCUCAGACGGCAGUGCUGACAGCAGUAUAUCAGAUCCCAGCCUGAACAUUUCUCCUGGCGUGAUCAAGGUGCUAAAAGAACAUGGAUACACCAUGAAGGAAGAACUUGGACGAGGAGCUUCAGGAAUAGCAUUUCUGGUGAAAGACACAGAUGGAGAUCUUUAUGUGAUCAAACAGAUGAAUUCCAGAGAUGGAGAGGAGCUGGAUACUGUCAGAAAGGAAGUUGAGAUCCUGAAAACUCUGAACUUUGGAUAUAUUGUCACUUAUGUGAAUUCAUUUGAAGAUAAAGAAGCAGGACGCAUUUAUAUUGUGAUGGAGUAUUGUGAAGGAGGUGACCUUUCACAAAUCAUGGAAACGCAGAAAGAAGAACGUUUUUUUGAAGAAAAACAGAUCCUCGACUGGCUGGUUCAGAUUUGUCUGGCUCUGAAGUAUCUCCAUGAGAAGAAAAUUAUUCAUAGAGAUAUUAAACCUCAGAACGUCUUUCUGACUGAAGAUGGUUACAUCAAUCUAGGAGAUUUUGGAUGCUCAACAGCAUUGGAAAGAGCUGAUGAUUAUGCUAAUUCAGUUGUGGGUGCAAGGCUCUACGUCAGCCCAGAAGUUUAUCAGAGGAAAUAUAACUCCAAGAGUGAUAUAUGGUCAUUGGGAUGGUUGCUCCAUGAUCUCUGCAUGCUUAAUGUGUGGGCCGAUAACAUGCAGCGCCACAUACUUCAUGCUGUCAGUAUGACAGGAAACCCCCCUCCCAUCUCAGAGAGAUACUCAGAGGAACUUCGGGAAUUAAUCAGUCAAAUGCUCAGUUGUGACCGUAAAGACAGACCUUCAGCUGAAGAGAUUCUAGCUAAACCGUUCCUGACAGAUGCAGUAGACAGAAACAGCAGAACUCCAGAGGCACUAAUACAGAGUUUUGUUAAGUCUAUCACUGCCUUUGAUGAGGCCUACAACAAGCACUAUAAAGACAUUGAGGUUUUAGUUAGUGAGUGGGGAAGAAUAACAGAUUCGAUGGAGUCUGCACAUUACAGCGCCACAGCGGGGAGUCUGUCAGGUUCGGUGAUCGGAGCAGCUGGAGGAAUCACUGCAUUAGUUGGUUUAAUUUUGGCACCGUUCACUCUUGGGGCGUCUCUGAUUGUUACUGGUGUUGGUGUUGGAGUAGGAGUUGCAGGUGGAGUAACAGGUGCUGCAUCCACCAUUACUAACACUGUACAGCAAAAAUCAUUCAGAGAGAGUCUUGAACAAAUUCAGCAGAAGUAUAAAUCUGUAAGCGAACCAAUUCUCACACCACUGAAUACACUAAGAAGGGUACUGAGAAAAAUCACAAAGUUCAGUGUUUUUUUCGGCAGCUCAGCUUUUGACAAUGUGCAAAUAUCAUGCAAUUUAGACAGAAGGAAUGUUUUGUGUGCCACACAACUCAUGAAUUUGGGUCUGUUGGCAAAUGUUAGCAGAAUUGCUACUCAGACUGCAAGAGUAGGGCGAGUUGUAGCAGAAGCAGUCUCAGGAGUGUUAAGUGGACUGUUAGUCAUACUUGAUGUUGCCUUCAUAGUGAUGGAUUCUGUAGACAUUCACCAGAUGAGACAGGGAAAAGUAGAUGAUCCAGAAAAGGUCAAAUCCAGUGUACUUAAAUCCAUUGCAGAGAUGAGGAGAACACACAAUGAGCUUUGCAAUGUCCAGAAGGAAAUACAAAAAACAAGAGAGGAACUAAAAGACUAUAUAGAAUUGGCCAGGGGUAACAGUGGAAUAGACAAUGAUUUAAAUAGUUUAAACAUAUAUACAUAAUUCCAGUCAAAGAAUCAGGCAAAUUUAUAUAUGAGAAUGAGUAAAGAGAAAAAAUUAAGUUUUUGUAGAAAUCAAACUAAAUAUUUAAUAUGUUGAUCUGGAACAACCAGAAUUCAUGUGUAUAUAGUGAUUUUUACAAUGAUUGUUUCAGUAAAAUUAUGCAACAAACUUUGUUUCAGCUGAACAGCUCUAGAAGAAAAUAGUGUCAUUGUUCAGCUUAAGUCAGUUGAUUCAACUCUGUUGUAAAAAUCAUCUGUUAUUAAUUUAGUUUAUUUCAUCUAUACAGCAGCUCUGAAGAAAGGUGAUGUCAUUGUCCAGCACAUUUCAAUUCUCAUACAAUAGUGUCAAUGCAGGCGGAUCAGUUAUAUUGUUGAAUAUUAAGUGUCCCAGACUAAGCAAACUGGAUUAGACAGUGGCAAUGAGCUCAAACUCCAACAGGUGACAAAAUAGACACACACACACACACACACAACUAUAAAAAAACUAUACAUCACUGACAUAUAUACACUGUAUACAUCCAUUAUACACAAGUGUUUUCUAUUAAAUAUGAGGUGUAGGUUUGAUUAUGAAAUAAUCAGUCUUGUUAGCAAUAAAUGAAGCUGUAAUGCUGUUUGUGGAGUUGUUUAAUCCUCCCCUGAUGAGAUCUAAUGCUGUGGCUGAAGAAAGUUAAAGUUUAUGUUUAUCUUUUGUCUGUUCUUGUUUCUCUUCAGUGAUUCAUGUUAACAGCAGGUGUUCAUCAAUAAUGCUCAAUCAUCACUUAAUUACUCACUUAAUUUCUGUAUCUCAUUAACUGCAAGUCUGCUUCAGGUGGUGGUAUUUAACAAUCUGUAGUGAGGACACAAACACGGACCAGUCAUUUUAAUUCUGAGGGUUUUGCUGGGUGGCUCUUUAAUGGUCUUGGAGGGUCUGUUCUUGACCACACCUCUGGUCUUGAUUGGUCAUGGUCUUGGAUGUCCGCAUCUGCAGAUUCAGCGUUGCUUGUUGGUUGAGUCUCUUAAGGUGGUUUGCAAAGUUUAAAUCAAAUCAAAAAUAUUAUACAAGCCGUAAGUAGUUUGUAGUGACCUUCAAGUCCGACACACUAAAUCCUGUCAUUUUAUGGAAUAAAGCUUCAAUAAAUCGUGGAGCUGAAAUUUGUAUGAUUAUUAAAACACUGCGUCACAUGGGUUUGGAAUGCUGUAAGAGUCAAAAGUUUGACCAUGUUCUAGUGUAAGUCUGGGGAUAAUAAUAGAUCAUUUUCAUAGAUGAGUAAAAUUACUGAAGGGAAGUAUGAAAACAUUCACAACAUACAAACAUUUACUCUCGUCUGAUGUCUGAAAUAUGCUGUAACAAAUUAUAAUGUUUUGUUGUGUUUUCCUCACACAAUUAGGAAUUACAUUGUUUGAUGAAUAAUGUAAAUGAUAGUAAAAUCUGAGAACUACAAUCUGAAAUAGUUUGAUCCCUGGAUUAAUAUCCAGGGAUCCAAUCGUAAACAGUUGGCAAAUAUUGCUGUAUUGGGACAUUUGCCAUUAUACAUUUAUAACCAUAAUAUCUUAGUCUAAACCUAAAGUAUUUUAAAAAGAAAUGACAGAGCAAUAGAUAGUGAUAGAUUCUUCAUUUGUGAUGUGGUGCCAGACUAUAACACGCUCUAAUUCUUUCCAUAUGUUUUUUCAUCUGUUUUAGGGAUUGAAUUAAAAUCAAAUAUUAACAUUACUGCCAAAACUACUUAUGAACUACUAGUCCAUAAAUAUUUUGAAAAUUAUGGAAAUAUAUGGUCCUGGGGCCGUAUUCACAAAACAUCUUAAAGGGAUAGUUCACCCAAAAA